Messenger RNA from Poecile atricapillus (Black-capped chickadee), 1676 nucleotides. Its product is annotated as nuclear receptor ROR-beta-like. Gene Ontology annotation, biological process: regulation of transcription by RNA polymerase II. Gene Ontology annotation, cellular component: nucleus. The transcript has 11 exons. The record is from RefSeq and is a predicted model, not a curated record. Gene Ontology annotation, molecular function: RNA polymerase II cis-regulatory region sequence-specific DNA binding; nuclear receptor activity; zinc ion binding. Lineage: Eukaryota; Metazoa; Chordata; Aves; Passeriformes; Paridae. Bases 4 to 1560 code for a protein of 518 amino acids.
GCCAUGAGAGCUCACAUCGAUGUGAUUCCCUGCAAGAUCUGCGGGGACAAAUCCUCCGGGAUCCACUACGGGGUCAUCACCUGCGAGGGCUGCAAGGGUUUCUUCCGGCGCAGCGAGCGGCGCGGGCCGAGCCUGGCGUGCAGCCGCGGGCAGCGCUGCGACAUCGACCGCGCCACCCGCACGCGCUGCCAGCACUGCCGCCUGCAGAAGUGCCUGAGCCUCGGCAUGUCCCGCCACGCCGUCAAGUUCGGCCGCAUGUCCAAGCAGCAGCGGGACCGGCUCCAGGCAGAGGUGCGGGAACAGCUGCGAAAGCGGGAACAGCUGGAACAGCUGGAAAACCGGGAACAGCUGGAAAAACGGGAACAGCUGGAACAGCUGGAAAAACGGGAACAGCUGGAAAACCGGGAAAACCGGGAACAGCUGGAACCGCUGGAAAAACGGGAACAGCUGGAAAAACGGGAAGAGCGGGAAAACGGGGAACAGCUGGAACAGCUGGAACAGCCGGAAACACGGGAAAAACGGGAAAAAACGGGAGGAGCAGGGUCCCCCGCAGCCCCCCCCGGCGGGCCGCUGUCCCCCGCUGUCCCCCGCUGUCCCCGCGGGGUGUCCCAGCCAGGCGUGGCCCGCGGAGGAGGCGACAAAGCGGGGACGGGACGGGGACAGGGCGGGGACAGCGGGGACAGCGCCAGCUCCUCACCCCGGUACCGGCGGCGUCCCGGAGUCACCCGCGGGACUGGAGAUCGAGCUGCUGACGCAGAGUGUCCUGCUGUCACACCGUGCCACCUCUGUGUCCCCUCAGAGCUGCUGACACAGAAGCUGCUGACACAGAGUGUCCUGCUGUCACACCGUGCCACGUGCCACCCCCGCGCCGAGGAGCUGCAGGGCCACCGCUGGGCCACCUUCACCCGUGAGGAGAUCUGCGCCUACCAGAGCCAGCCCAUGGCGGAGAUGUGGCAGCGCUGUGCCCGCCGUGUCACCGAGGCCAUCGAGCGCGUGGUGGAGUUCGCCAAGCGCCUGCCCGGCUUCCUGGAGCUCAGCCAGCACGACCAGAUCGUCCUGCUCAAGGCGGGUGCCAUGGAGGUUGUCCUGCUCCGGAUGUCGCGCGUCUUCAACGCCGCCACCGGCUCCGUCCUGUUCGAGGGCAAACUGGCCGGGCCCGAGCUCUUCCGCUCGCUGGGGUGUCCCGAGCUCGUCGCGUCCGUCUUCGAGUUGGCGCAGAGCCUGAGCGCGCUGCGCUGCUCCGAGAGCGAGCUGGGACUGCUGAGCGCGCUGCUGCUCCUCAACGCCGGCCGGCCGUGGCUGCAGGACAGGCCGAGGGUGGCCCGGCUCCAGGGACAUCUGGAUGUCGCCUUCCGGCUCCUGCUGCGCCGGACCCGCCGCGAGGGGCUCCUGGCCAGGCUGCCCGCCCCGGCCCGGUUCCGCGCUCUGUGCUCGCAGCACCUGGAGCAGCUCCGGGCGUUCCGCCGCCUCCACCCCGGGCCGGUCUCCGCCGCCUUCCCCCCGCUCUACCGGGAGCUCUUCGCCCCCGACCCCGCCGAGGGCCCCGCGGGGACCCGCUGAGCGCGGCCCGGGGAGCACCGGGAUCACCGGGAGCUCCGGGAUCACCGGGAGCUCCGGGAGCACCGGGAGCACCGGGAUCAACGGGAGCACCGGGAUCAACGGGAGCACCGGGAGCA